UUCGUUUCGACGCAAUAGAACUUUGCCACAAGUACAAAUUAUCAAAGAAGCUAUGACUCUUGAAAACUUAGUGAUUUCAGUAUUUGGAAUAAUAUUAAAAAAAUUUCGAGAUGAAGUAUCAGAAAAACUUAGUGACGGUGGCGUUACUAGUAAAACAUUGAGCGAUAUUAUCAAACGAGAUUUACAUGACAUUAAAGAAAAGAUCGAUUUUCUUUCGCGAAAAGAUCUUCUUGCCAGUUUGAAUUUCUUAGAACAAGGAGUCAUUCGACACUCUAAAUGCUUUGACGAAGUGAAAAAAUUUGAAUUAGAAGAAUUUAGAGAUGCCUACAACGGCAACAUGUCGUCAGCAGCUUGUGGCGUCAUCAGGUUCAAGAUAAUGCAUCAGAAAAACCUAAAGACAGUGAUGUUACCAAUGAAACAUUGCGUUAUAUUGUCAUACAAGAUUUACACAAAAUCAUGUAAAGGAUCGACUGUCCUUCACGAAAAGAUCUUCUUUUGGGUUUAAAUUUCCUAG
Molecule: messenger RNA, 514 nt
Organism: Xenia sp. Carnegie-2017
Lineage: Eukaryota; Metazoa; Cnidaria; Anthozoa; Malacalcyonacea; Xeniidae
Exons: 2
Coding region: 53-505 (150 amino acids)
Source: RefSeq, a predicted model, not a curated record